GGCACUGUGAUUUAUCCUCGAAAGACAUAUCUCCAGAAGCUGAAACUGUUCGAUAACGUGCAGCCAAUCCACCAUUUCUGGUCAAUGGUCUUACGCCCCCUACGUCUACUAUCUUAUCCCGUCAUCAUCUACUGUGGUUUCUCAUACGGAUGUUCACUUAUCUGGUAUUCUGUGCUCAACGGUACAGCAUCUGUUGUCUUGAGCUCCCCGCCAUAUAACUUCAGCGCAUCCUACGUCGGACUCACCUAUAUUUCCCCUAUGAUCGGUGUUGGCGUCGGCAGUCUGAUCGCUGGCAACUUUGGCGACGUUGUUGUCAUUUGGCUUGCUCGCCGUAACAAAGGAACAUGGCACUCGGAAUAUCGGCAGUGGCUGAACCUCAUUAUGGUCGUCCUUCUCCCUGGCUCUCUUCUCCUCUGGGGCCUCGGGGCAGAACAUGGAAUCCACUGGUUUGGUUUGGUCUUCGCUAUGGGACUCAUCGGGUGUUGUAUUGCUAUGGGGGCACAUCUUUCGCUCUCUUACUGCAUUGACACCUACACGGAUUUCGGCGCCGACGCCGUGGUUGCUACGAUGUGUAUCAGGAACACUAUGGGCUUCGCGAUAGGUUAUGGCAUCACACCGUGGACCGAGAACUUGGGAUACCAGAACGCCUUCCUGGUCGCAGCAGCUGCCGGUCUUCUUCAGGUCCUCACAUUCCUGAUAAUGGUGAAGUGGGGUCCUCAGAUCCGGGAGCGCUCAACUGACCGUUACCGCCGUGACGUGGACAGGGCGACAGAGUUAGAGAUUACUCAUUGA
This is a messenger RNA of Fusarium oxysporum Fo47, 792 nucleotides long. Its product is annotated as major facilitator superfamily domain-containing protein. The transcript has 2 exons. Lineage: Eukaryota; Fungi; Ascomycota; Sordariomycetes; Hypocreales; Nectriaceae. Gene Ontology annotation, biological process: transmembrane transport. Gene Ontology annotation, molecular function: transmembrane transporter activity. The record is from RefSeq and is a predicted model, not a curated record. The annotation marks the transcript as partial.